Messenger RNA from Fopius arisanus, 1958 nucleotides. It is a transcript of the gene PNKP, whose product is annotated as Polynucleotide kinase 3'-phosphatase. Gene Ontology annotation, molecular function: polynucleotide 3'-phosphatase activity; double-stranded DNA binding; protein binding. Gene Ontology annotation, biological process: DNA repair. Bases 246 to 1868 code for a protein of 540 amino acids. The record is from RefSeq and is a predicted model, not a curated record. Lineage: Eukaryota; Metazoa; Arthropoda; Insecta; Hymenoptera; Braconidae. The transcript has 7 exons.
AAUGAGUUAUUUUUAUGAGAAUAUUAUCUACUUCAUUGUAAAAAUUAUUAUCUUGUUUGCUACGAAAAUCGUGGGCAACGGUUGCAUUGCAGUUUCGAUAGGGUAUCUUAUCAAUUAAUCGGAUUUGAUUAAUUAUUGAGCAUUAACAAUACAGUACAAGAUGGUUUUAUAUAUUUUGAAGAAAUUUCUGUGUCUCUGUGAAUUUUAAUUUGACUCAGGCAAUUUAUUGGAUUUGUAUUUGAAAUAUGAUUGUUAGGACAUUAUUUAUUCGUCUCCGGAAUAGUCUUCGUUUGUGUGCAAGUUAUGCGGAUAAAUGUGUGACCGUGUGCCAAACUGGUGCUCGACCCUCUGGCUUUAACGGCUGUAAGACGAAAAAGGAUGAAAAAUAUUUGGGAAAACAUGGAGACGUUAUUCAGAUACUCUACGGUAAAUAUCCUUACAGGAUAGAAUUCAAUCCACCGCCGUCUGAUAUAGGAAAGGAGUCAAUAAAUUCUAAGAAACGAUCUUACACUGAAUCAGAAGAUAGCCAAGAGUUUACACUAAACAAAAAGCCUAGAGGGGAUUAUUGCGACGCUAAAAUGUCAAAAGAGGUGAGGGAUACUGAUGAUGAUGUCGACGAAAAAACAUCGCGGGAGAUCCUUGAAAAAGUGAGAACGAAACAUCAGAGUCCAGUGCCAAGUGGAUCUAAGCCUGAAAAUAUUGAUUACGAAGAAACACGUACAAUUCAUAAUGAAACUUGGGAAGAUGUGGAUAAACAGGCGUUGAUGAUUUUUACUGCUGAGGGGGUGCAAUCCAGAUCGAAAAUUGCAGCGUAUGACAUGGAUGGAACUUUGAUAACUACGCAAUCAGGGUUGGUCUUCCCAAAGGAUCUCAAUGACUGGAAGAUUCUGUUUCCGGGAAUACCUGGAAAGUUGAAGGAGCUGCAUUCGGAUGGAUAUAAAAUUGUUAUUUUUACAAAUCAGGGAGGGUUGGGAUUGGGGAAAUCCAAACCUAAUGAUUUCAAACAAAAGAUUGAGAGAGUUGUUAAAAGACUGGCAGUUCCAAUCCAAGUUUUCAUUGCGACUGCAAGGGAUUCUUAUAGGAAACCGGUGACAGGAAUGUGGGAUAGAUUAGUUAAAUUUUGUAACGAUGGAGUGCCCAUUGACAAGGACAAAUCUUUCUUCGUUGGAGAUGCAGCAGGAAGACCUAAAGAUUGGGCACCAAAGAAGAAGAAGGAUCACUCUCUGGCCGAUAGGCUAUUUGCCUUGAAUGUUGACUUAACGUUUUACACGCCUGAAGAACAUUUCCUGGGACAGAAGCCAGUGAAGUACAAUUUACCGGUGUUUGAUCCAAAAAGAGUAGAAGAUAAUGCUGAUGUUUGCGAUCCGCCAAUAGCUCAAUUAUCCUCAAAAAUUCAAGAAGUGAUUCUCAUGGUGGGUGCACCAGGAACCGGAAAGACCCACGUAGUACAGAAUUACCUUAAGGAUUAUCACCACAUAAAUAGAGACAGACUAGGAAGUUGGCAGAAAUGUGUAGCAGAAAUGGAAAAAAUACUAUCCAAAGGGAAAAGUGUAGUAAUUGACAAUACGAAUCCGGAUCCAACAUCAAGGCAAAGGUUUCUUCAUGUUGCCAAAUCCAAGAACAUUCCAGUCAGAUGUUUUCUGAUGAAGACCUCAGUUGAACAUGCGAAGCAUAACAACCGAUUUAGGGAACUGACGGAUCCAAGUCAUAUGGUUAUUAGUGAAAUUAUUAUAAAUUCAUACGUGAAGAACUUCGUGGAGCCUAGUAUGGACGAGGGAUUCUCAGAAAUCGUGAAGAUCAAUUUUGUACCAAAAUUCCAGAGCGAGAAGGAACGAGAGCUUUAUACAAUGUAUCUUCUUGAGAAGUGAUAUUGAAGAAAGAAUACUUGUGAAUUUUAUACAAUUAUAAUCAUAUUUAGUUUCAUAAAAAAUCAAUAAAUCCGAUAGAACUAAAAAGAA